This is a messenger RNA of Wasmannia auropunctata (little fire ant), 1235 nucleotides long. RefSeq names its product 6-phosphogluconolactonase (gene Pgls). The record is from RefSeq and is a predicted model, not a curated record. Lineage: Eukaryota; Metazoa; Arthropoda; Insecta; Hymenoptera; Formicidae. The transcript is spliced from 4 exons. Gene Ontology annotation, molecular function: 6-phosphogluconolactonase activity. Gene Ontology annotation, biological process: carbohydrate metabolic process; pentose-phosphate shunt. The coding region runs from base 135 to 854 and encodes 239 amino acids.
CCCAAUGACCAAAUGCGGCCAUUGUAGAUCGGUCGUGAAUCGUGAUCGGUCGUCGCUGCCGUCGCGUUCGAAGGUGCAUGCUACUGGGAUAACCUCGCUUUUCGCUCGGCCGCACACGCGAAGAAACGCACGCAAUGACGGAGGUAGUGGUGGCCACCGACGAGGAGCAGUUACUCUCCCGGAUCUCCAACCUCGUCGCCCGCGCCGCCGACGACGCGAUCUCGCGCGACGACCGGAUCUUUCGCUUCGGCGUGUCAGGUGGUUCAGUAGUACAACUGCUGGCCAAGUCUCUGCCUAACAUUGCAACUGACUGGAGCAAGUGGCGUUUCUUUUUCUGCGAUGAACGAGUGGUGCCCCUGGACGACUCCGAGUCCAAUUUUGGCCUCUACAAAAGUUGCUUGAUUGGAAAAGUGCCCGUCACCGAGGAGCAAUUCGUGAAAGUUGAUCCAGAACUCAAUGCCGAGAACGCGGCGAAGGAUUACAUUAAAAAAAUGGCCUUCUUCUUCCCGCCGGACAGAUUACCGAGAUUCGAUUGCCUGCUGUUAGGUGUGGGUCCGGACGGGCAUACGUGCUCGCUCUUUCCGGGUCAUCGGGCCCUCGACGACGAAAACAUGUGGGUCACAUGGGAGCUGAACGCGCCAAAACCACCACCCAGUAGAAUUAGCCUCACCAUGCCGGUCAUUAAUAACGCUCGCAUGUGUGUGUUCAUUGCCACCGGCGCUAGUAAGGCCGAGAUCGUCAAAAGGGUCUUGAGAGACAAGGAAGAUUUACCAGCUACCAGAGUAGAACCAGUUGACGGUACCCUUUUUUGGCUGCUCGAUCAAGAAGCGGGCAGGCUAUUCGACUCAGACUGAGAACUGCGAGGUGGAAUAAGAUAAGACUAUACAAGAUUUACAUAGUUUUUAUGACAUUCCAUAUUAUAUUACUAUGAUCAUCUUGUAAUUCUAUUUGGUCUCUAAAGUUUUCGUUAGUUCUAUAUUUUAGCGUGUUUUUUUUUCAUUACAAUUUACCAUUAAAUCGAUAGAAUAUUUGAAUAAGCGUUAUAUGCUCGUACCAAAGGCGUGCGAAAACGACUCGUGAGAAAAUUGAAAAUUCAAUUUUCGACUGAUAUUGCUCAACAAUGUCGUUUAUACAUAAAAAAAAUGUGCAAACUUUGUUAUCGUAAACUAAUCUGCAUAAUGUAAAAAGACAAUAUUUAAUAAGAAAGUAAUAAAUAUUUUGCAUCUUCAAGAAAA